Molecule: messenger RNA, 4257 nt
Organism: Vitis riparia (riverbank grape)
Lineage: Eukaryota; Viridiplantae; Streptophyta; Magnoliopsida; Vitales; Vitaceae
Product: ABC transporter B family member 19
Exons: 10
Coding region: 275-4027 (1250 amino acids)
Biological process (GO): transmembrane transport
Cellular component (GO): membrane
Molecular function (GO): ATP binding; ABC-type transporter activity; ATP hydrolysis activity
Source: RefSeq, a predicted model, not a curated record
ACCAGCCUCACUCCACUCCACUUCCCUCUACGCUUUGCCUCUCGUCUCCCUGCUUUUCUCUUUUCUUCUCCGGCCACUGGCCUCAAAACGCUGCGUUUAGGACUCAUAAAUCAACCCGGGCCCACAUUCUCAGUGGUUGAUUUCUGGUUCAGCUUCACUGCUUCAUUGAGUGAGGGAGGAUCUGUGAAUGGUUGGCGGUGGGCGUGCUUGAUUUGGUUUGUGGUGUGGUUUUUUGGGGGCUCGUUUGUGGGGAGGCGAGUGGGGUUGGGGUGGAAUGGCGGAGGGUGGUGCGGAGGCGAAGGCGUUGCCGGAGGCGGAGAAGAAGAAGGAGCAGAGUCUGCCGUUUUACCAGCUGUUCUCGUUUGCGGACAAGUAUGAUUGGAUUCUGAUGGUGUCCGGCAGCGUCGGUGCGGUGAUUCAUGGCUCGUCCAUGCCGGUGUUCUUUCUUUUGUUUGGAGAGAUGGUGAAUGGAUUCGGGAAGAACCAGACUGAUUUGAGCAAGAUGACUGAAGAAGUCGCCAAGUACGCUCUCUAUUUCGUCUACCUCGGAGUGGUGGUCUGCAUAUCAUCCUACGCAGAAAUUGCAUGUUGGAUGUACACCGGAGAGAGGCAAGUGAGCACCCUGAGGAAGAAGUAUUUGGAGGCUGUGUUGAAGCAGGACGUGGGCUUCUUUGAUACAGACGCUAGAACAGGGGAUAUUGUUUUUAGCGUUUCCACUGAUACACUGCUUGUUCAAGAUGCCAUUAGCGAGAAGGUUGGGAAUUUCAUACAUUACCUGUCCACUUUUCUGGCGGGACUGGUGGUUGGUUUUGUAUCGGCAUGGAGGCUGGCAUUACUUAGUGUGGCAGUGAUCCCUGGAAUUGCCUUUGCUGGGGGCUUAUAUGCAUAUACGCUAACAGGACUAACGUCCAAGAGCCGGGAAUCGUAUGCAAAUGCUGGCAUCAUUGCUGAGCAGGCCAUUGCACAAGUUCGGACUGUUUACUCAUAUGUUGGUGAGAGCAAGGCACUCAAUUCUUAUUCAGAUGCAAUACAAAACACAUUGAAGCUUGGAUACAAGGCUGGGAUGGCCAAAGGCCUGGGACUAGGAUGUACUUAUGGAAUAGCUUGCAUGUCCUGGGCCCUGGUUUUCUGGUAUGCUGGUGUUUUUAUCAGGAAUGGACAGACAGAUGGAGGGAAGGCAUUCACCGCAAUUUUCUCAGCCAUCGUUGGUGGCAUGAGUUUGGGCCAGUCAUUCUCAAACCUUGGGGCAUUUAGCAAAGGCAAAGCUGCGGGGUACAAGUUAAUGGAGAUUAUUAGGCAAAAGCCCUCCAUAGUUCAGGACCCUUCUGAUGGGAAGUGCUUGGCCGAGGUUAACGGGAAUAUCGAAUUCAAAGACGUGACCUUCAGCUACCCAUCCCGGCCAGAUGUUAUCAUCUUUCGAGAUUUCUCAAUUUUCUUUCCUGCAGGAAAGACAGUUGCAGUUGUUGGUGGUAGUGGGUCAGGGAAAAGCACUGUUGUCUCUUUGAUAGAGAGGUUCUAUGAUCCUAAUCAGGGGCAAGUUUUGCUGGAUAAUGUGGACAUAAAGACACUGCAGCUGAGAUGGUUACGUGAUCAGAUCGGUCUGGUGAACCAAGAACCUGCGCUCUUUGCAACCACCAUACUUGAGAACAUACUCUAUGGAAAGCCUGAUGCUACAGCUGCUGAAGUGGAAGCUGCGGCUUCUGCAGCAAAUGCUCAUAGUUUCAUUACUUUGCUUCCCAAUGGGUAUAACACACAGGUUGGAGAGCGAGGAACCCAACUCUCUGGUGGCCAGAAACAAAGAAUUGCAAUUGCUAGAGCUAUGUUGAAAAAUCCAAAGAUCCUUCUCCUUGAUGAGGCAACCAGCGCCCUUGAUGCCGGCUCUGAGAGCAUUGUCCAGGAAGCUCUUGAUCGUCUCAUGGUUGGCAGGACGACUGUAGUUGUGGCUCAUCGCCUCUCCACCAUAAGAAAUGUUGAUACAAUUGCAGUUAUACAGCAAGGGCAAGUUGUUGAGACAGGAACCCAUGAAGAACUAAUUGCCAAAGCUGGAGCAUAUGCAUCAUUAAUUCGGUUCCAAGAAAUGGUAAGAAACAGGGAUUUUGCAAAUCCUUCAACCCGCAGGUCGCGAUCAUCACGACUAAGCCAUUCACUGUCAACAAAGUCUCUUAGUCUCCGGUCUGGCAGUCUGCGGAACCUAAGCUAUCAGUAUAGCACUGGUGCUGAUGGUCGGAUAGAGAUGGUCUCAAAUGCUGAAACGGACAAGAAAAAUCCAGCACCAGAUGGGUAUUUUUACCGGCUUCUAAAUCUCAAUGCUCCAGAAUGGCCCUAUUCAAUAAUGGGUGCUGUAGGAUCAGUACUCUCUGGUUUUAUAGGUCCAACCUUUGCCAUCGUCAUGAGCAAUAUGAUUGAAGUGUUCUACUAUAGAAAUCCUGCAUCCAUGGAGAGGAAGACGAAGGAGUAUGUUUUCAUUUACAUUGGAGCAGGCCUGUAUGCUGUCAUUGCAUAUUUGAUACAACACUACUUCUUCAGUAUCAUGGGAGAGAACCUCACCACAAGAGUGAGGAGGAUGAUGCUUGCAGCAAUCCUUAGGAAUGAAGUUGGGUGGUUCGAUGAGGAGGAAAACAACUCCAGCCUUCUUGCAGCUCGUCUGGCUACAGAUGCAGCUGAUGUGAAGUCGGCAAUAGCAGAAAGAAUUUCUGUUAUACUACAGAACAUGACGUCUCUCCUCACUUCAUUCAUUGUUGCUUUCAUAGUGGAAUGGAGGGUCUCCCUUCUCAUCCUAGCCACCUUCCCCCUCCUCGUCCUUGCCAAUUUUGCUCAGCAACUUUCUCUUAAAGGAUUUGCCGGAGACACAGCCAAGGCGCAUGCAAAAACUAGCAUGAUUGCAGGGGAGGGAGUGAGCAACAUCAGAACUGUUGCUGCCUUCAAUGCCCAAGAGAAGAUACUCUCCCUCUUUUGCUAUGAGCUUCGCGUGCCUCAGAUGCAAAGCCUUCGUCGUAGUCAAACUUCUGGGCUCCUCUUUGGCCUCUCUCAGCUUGCUCUUUAUGCCUCUGAAGCACUCAUUCUAUGGUAUGGAUCCCACCUUGUCAGCAAAGGGGCCUCCACCUUUUCUAAGGUUAUUAAGGUUUUUGUGGUGCUGGUCAUCACAGCCAAUUCAGUUGCAGAAACAGUUAGUCUUGCUCCUGAGAUCAUUAGGGGUGGCGAGGCUGUUGGAUCAGUCUUUUCUAUUCUUGAUCGUUCAACCAAGAUUGACCCUGAUGAUUCAGAGGCUGAACCAGUUGAAUCAAUCCGUGGGGAAAUUGAACUACGCCAUGUUGAUUUUUCAUACCCUUCACGGUCUGAUAUCACAGUGUUUAAAGACCUUAACCUAAGAAUUCGAGCUGGCCAGAGCCAAGCCCUUGUUGGAGCUAGUGGGUCUGGAAAGAGUUCUGUCAUUGCAUUGAUUGAGCGAUUCUAUGACCCAACUGCUGGAAAAGUUAUGAUUGAUGGCAAAGAUGUCCGGCGUUUGAACCUGAAGUCUUUGAGGCUCAAAAUCGGGUUGGUACAGCAAGAGCCAGCUCUCUUUGCAGCUAGCAUUUUGGACAACAUUGCCUAUGGCAAAGAUGGAGCAACAGAAGCAGAAGUAAUUGAAGCAGCUCGAGCUGCCAAUGUCCACGGCUUUGUCAGCGGGUUGCCUGAUGGAUAUAAAACUCCAGUUGGGGAGAGAGGAGUCCAACUCUCAGGAGGACAGAAGCAAAGAAUUGCCAUAGCCAGGGCCGUCCUCAAGGACCCGACAAUCCUCCUACUAGAUGAAGCCACAAGUGCCCUAGACGCAGAGUCAGAAUGUGUGCUACAAGAAGCCCUGGAGAGGCUGAUGAGGGGGCGCACCACAGUGCUUGUUGCCCACCGGUUAUCAACCAUUAGAGGGGUGGACUGCAUUGGAGUAGUCCAAGAUGGCCGCAUUGUAGAGCAAGGUAGCCACUCCGAGCUCAUCAGCCGACCCGAGGGGGCCUACUCAAGACUCUUGCAGCUACAGCACCAUCACAUAUGAGAAGAGAUUUUGAUAAUUGUAGCAACAUGGCCUCUGUUGGGUGUUGAUUAUGUUUGGGUCCCAUUAACCUUUUGCUUUCAUAUUUUCCAUUUCAUGAUGAUAGUUGUAGAUAUAUGGGGAUGUGAAGAAGAAAACAAGAAGAAGAAUAUCAAGAGUACCCACUGCUCCAUUCCCAAUGGAGAAGGAAAUAUUAUAUUAUCAAUAUCUAUGGUGCAUAAACCCUUGUGUUA